Messenger RNA from Chara braunii, 1163 nucleotides. Lineage: Eukaryota; Viridiplantae; Streptophyta; Charophyceae; Charales; Characeae. The record is from the annotation of a GenBank genome assembly.
GGCAAUCUCUGUGCAGGGCCUGUAGUGAGCGACUGCUGUCGCUGCUGUAUUGGUGAGUGGGAGAGGGAGGAUCAAGGAGAUAACCAAUGGAAGCAUUCUACGAUCGUUUGCUUGUGGGUUUGAAUCAUGAAGAUCAUUAUGAGGAUAUCAUCCCGAUUGGGGAAUUGGACGGGCGCCACGAGCGGUGGACCAUCAAGGCAAGGGUGGGAAAGAAGAAUGAGAAGAGGCGGUGUAUCAAUCGUAACAAGAUCGUCACUGUGUUCAGCUUUGAACUUCAUGACGCGACCGGGGAGAUUCCUGUUGUAUGUUUCGAUUCACUCGCCGACGGAGUUUGCGAUGAGAUCGAGGUUGGCCAAGUGUACCUCUUCUCCAAUGGAUUAGUGAAAGAAUCGAGGAAGGACUGCCAUCAUCUACGUCAUGACUGGCAGAAUCAACUCAAAGAUGGCUACUCGAUCAUUGAGCCGGCAGAAGACGACGGACGUAUACCUAUCGAACGAUUUGAAUUUACUAGAAUUGCACAACUGAGAAGGGAUACGGUUGUGGAUCUCAUUGGUCUUGUCGUUGCCGUUGGACCGGUGCAAUGCGUGUUGCGCAGGAGGGACCAAGCAGAAUGUUGGAACAGGACCGUAACGCUGCUGGACACGCCUGAGAGGCAUGUUGAGCUUACUCUCUGGGGAGAGCUCUGCCGCAAAGAAGGUCAGCGGCUCGAGGACCUUCUGCGCGAAAGGCCCAAUGGCAUUCCCCCUGUCCUUGCAGUUAAGACGGCGCAUGUGACUGAAUUCAACGAUGUCAAGUGUGUUCAGACAAUCGCUGCCACUCGGCUAGUAAUUGAACCCAAUAUCCUGGAUGCCGAACAGCUCAAGCGUUGGGCUCAAUGGGCUGCUGCACAACACGGCAAUCUGGGUGCAUGAGAAUUUGACACCCAAAGAGAGUUAAUAGGCAGUGGGUGCCUGCGCUUCCAGCUAGAGGUAGGCAGGUAGUGGCACUCGACAUGUGAUCGGAAGAGCACACGUCUGGGUGUCUGCGCACUCGAUCACCUGUCGAAUCACCCCGAAAGCGUUUCGAUACCAACGGAGUGAGCUCAAAGCAGGGAGCCAGGCCUGUAAAGGCCUGUUUUUUCCUUUUUUUCUUAAGAAAAAGCGAAGUAAAAAGCUCAGAACGGG